This is a messenger RNA of Vespula vulgaris, 2751 nucleotides long. It is a transcript of the gene Arglu1, whose product is annotated as UPF0430 protein CG31712. The record is from RefSeq and is a predicted model, not a curated record. Gene Ontology annotation, cellular component: nucleoplasm; mitochondrion. The transcript has 6 exons. NCBI's taxonomy places the organism in Eukaryota, Metazoa, Arthropoda, Insecta, Hymenoptera, Vespidae. The coding region runs from base 905 to 1714 and encodes 269 amino acids. Gene Ontology annotation, molecular function: cadherin binding.
ACUACUACUCGCAGUUUUCUCACUCUAUCUUUCUUGCGCGCGUAUAAUCGACAGAUCUUCGGAAAGCACUCGACUUGUUUACCGUUUAUGUCGUAACAUUCGUCUAUUUCUAUCGUGAGACAACGAUUUUAUUUUCACGAAUAACACUCGACGACGCGCGACACGUAAAUAUUAUUUAAACCUAAGAAAGAAUCGCUCUUCUUUAAGAUUAAUUAUAGUCGACGAUAGAGCAGAAUACAAUAACACGAUUAUUAUGUUAUGAUCUCAUUGGUCAACGCUUCGGUUAUAUAAAGCUUCUUAUUGGUUGACAUAGCUGCUAAACUUAUUUUCUUCGUUCGUAGAAUUUAUGCGAUAGUAGAUUUAUUUUGUAAAUAUAAACAAAUCGAUUGACUUUAGAUUUCACUUGUUACAAAACUGUAGCAUGAUGUAACGCCAAAUGAAAUAUAAAUAAUUAGUAUUGCAUGUACAGAUCGUCCUUGCAGUAACUACACGGCCUUAUUCUCGACAUCUGAUUGGUCGAUGAGAGUAUCGAAGGUUACUUAAAUAAUUGCUUCGAUAGCCGAUAAAUUUUAAUGUCAUAACGUAACGAUAUCAAAUACCUUUUUAUCUUUAUCCGUUAACUUCAAAAAACUAUAUCAUCCUUCUAUCUUAAACUUAUAUUUUCUCAUAAUAAAAUAAAUUAUUCGAACGACAAUUGCGCCGCCAUUUUUCGAUUGUCAACUUCAAGAUGGCUGCAGUGUGACCACACAAGUAACUCGUGUUGCGGUAUUCUCGUGGACGUUCUUUCGUUUGUGUCGUUUUUAAAAGUGAUUUUUUUGACUUUUAUACUCGAACGAUAUUCCUCGACGGGGGAACAUUUCUGUUCGCGAUUGAGUCUACCAAGAAAACGGUUAAAUUAAGUAAAAUGGGUCGUUCGAGGUCUAGAACGAAAUCGCCGAGUAGAAGGCGUCACAAGAGCAAACAUUCUCGCAAACGGUCCAAGUCUCGCGAAAAACAUUCCAAUAACAAAUAUUCGGAUAAGCCGAAAGAACGCUCUUCUAAAUCAAGGAAAAGAUCUCACUCAGCAUCAUCGAGUACAGGAUCUGAUGCAUCUGACGAUGUACAUAUAGUUAGUCAUAAAAAACGAUCGUAUAGAGACAGAGAAAGGAAAAUGGACGAAGUCGAAAGGCUAGCAGAAAUGGAGAGGCAAAGGAAAAAGAAAGAAUUAAUGAACAAAACCCUCAUCACGAAUGCGGUUGGACGGCAACGUGAAGUGGAGCAAAAGAUGGUUGAAGAAGAAGCAGCCAAACGUAUAGAGGAAUUAGUACAGAAGAGGGUCGAGGAAGAACUUGAAAAACGUAAAGAAGAAAUUGAAGCGGAGGUACAGAGACGAGUAGAGGAAGCAAAAAGGGCGAUGGAGCGUCAAAUGAUGGAGGAGAUGGAAUGGAGACAAGCAAAACUGCGUGAGGAGGAGAAACGAAGAGAGGAGGAAGAGCGGAAGAAGCGCGAGGAACUAGAGAGGAUCAUGGAGGAAAACAACAGAAAAAUUGAAGAAGCACAGAAGAAACUUGCUGAGGAGAGAUUGGCAAUGGUCGAAGAACAACGUCUUAUGGAAGAAGAAAGACAGAGAAUGAGAAAAGAACAUGAAAAACGUGUUAAGGAGGAGCAGAAAAAGAUCCUAGGCAAGAACAACUCGAGGCCUAAAUUGUCGUUUACGCUAAAACCAGUUACGUGAGUUUGUAUUAUACCGUGCAGAUAUAUAUGUGAUAUUCACAUAUUCUUGUCGGUUUUGAAAUUAGUUCAUAACCAACAAGAAUACUCGUUUGCUGCGCAUAUAAAAAUAUUUCAGUCAAUGCAGCAACAAAUGCCCAAAGCUUGUGUGAAUUUAUUCACUGUGAUUGUUGAAAUCUGCGAAGCAUUGAAAUGUCAUUUGAUUAUGACUUUAAUUGGUAUGUCAAAAUCGAAUGAUAGAUUUCAUGCUUGAAAGGUUUCAUUACGAUCAUAACUGGGACUUAACUUUUUUUCAAGCUACACUUACAUCAAAAUUCAUUGAAUUUUAUGUCAACGAAAUUCCUUUAUUCUUCAAUAUUAUUGUGUGUGAUAUAAUAAAUUGCUUGCAGACGUAUCCGACGGCUGUUCAGCAAAUUAGUUAAUUCUAUAUUUGGUGUAAGUGCGGUUUAAAUAUAUGUGUUCCCAAUUCACAAAUACAAUUUUAAAUAGUAUGGAUUUUCUCUUAUUGUAUUAUAACAGGAAAUAAAAUGAUUUUAUUUCAGUUAGAAUAUAUUACGAAUAUUAUGUUAGGGUAUAUUUGUACUUUCUAUAGAAGCAGAAGAUUUAUCUCACACAGUAAAUAUAACAAUAUGGAACUGCAAACUGAUUAAAGCUAUUCCGUUAUUAAAGUUGAAUGUUAUUUAUCGGUUGUAUGAAACAACAUGCACACAGAUUUCCUUAAUAUUUGCAAUACGCGGUAUUGCACAAUUUAACAAUUCUAGUUAUAAUCGAAAAUUUUCAUAAGGGACAUCUGUUAUUGUGUUGCAAAAAUUUUACGUUAUUUUAAUCGAAGAAAAAAAAGAGAGAGAGAGAGAGAGAAAGAAAAAAGAAAAGAAAGAGAAAAAAAAGAAAGAAAAGAAAAAGAAAAAACCGGGGAAGUGAAUAGAUGAUCUAAGAUUGAGAGUGGAUUUUGUACGUAUCGAAAUAUAAGUACAGACGUGAGAAGAAUGUCCUCUACUUAAUCGUCUAUAGAUAUGUAUUUAAAAGAAGAAAGAAAAGAAA